Bursaphelenchus okinawaensis is the source of this 851-nucleotide messenger RNA. The record is from the annotation of a GenBank genome assembly. NCBI's taxonomy places the organism in Eukaryota, Metazoa, Nematoda, Chromadorea, Rhabditida, Aphelenchoididae.
AUGGGAGACGAUUUGAAGAGUGAAAUCACUGAAAGACUGGACAAAUUUGUACAAAAUGGAGAAAUCGACAAACAGAAGUUAACAAAGAAUGUCAGGGAUCGAUUAGUAGAUUGCCUAUUGGAUGGGACGGUUUAUGGCGUGGUAUCUUCCCUAGAGCAUCUACAAGAACUUAAAGAAACGUAAGAUUUGAGAGUUUUUUGCUUUGAUGUUUAGGUAUUAAGCUCUGGGAGUCUUUUUGAUGGUACCUUGAGCAAAUUUUGUUUGAGAAGAGGACCUUUUUGAGGUAUUUUAAGAUAGAAAGCAGCUUGAUGUCUAUAGACCACAUUAUUCAUCAAAAUACUGUUCUAGAGGUUGCCGUUAAAUUUAAAAAAUGAAACCAAUAGCUUUUCUUAAUGUGUUAAAUUGGUUUGGAGUAAAAUACGCUGUCUUGCAUAGUGUCAUAUAAUGUUUAGCUAAAGUUCAUUAUAACUUAUAUCUAUAAUAUUGUUUUAGAGAGCUACUUAACCAAAGGUACCGAAAAGUCAGAGAACUCGCAGAUCAAAAUGACACAGAAUCAGUGAAGAGGAUUGACAGAGAAAUUAUGGUACAAAUUGAUGAGGUAAAGCGGGCUAAUAUGGAUUUAUCUCAUUAGUAAAUGUACAUAAAAACCCUCUUUCCAAGCUCCCUGUCUCUAUCCCUAACUAAGCCAUCAAAUAAUCGUUAAAAAAUUUUAGCUAGUCCAAGACCAACAAUCUAACCUUUGUUGUAUGGGGAUCCCGUUGUUCCGGGCGACGUUGGAGCCGAGUGAAGUGAAAACACAAAUGGACAUAAUAAAGUUUAUUGUUUCGAUAAAAGAUCUAUUCGAGAAAUAA